UACCGGCGGUUCAGUCUACUCCGACACCGCGGAUCCGACGUUUCACCCCCACCCACGUUCCGUCGUCAUCAUCCCGACGGCUCGUCAAUUUUUGUCAUCAUUGAUCAUUGAUCCGUUAUGAAGUGAUAUGUUCACCGGGUUCAAAGUGCUACGGUCCAGGUCUGAGGAUAGGAAGAAAGACAACAAAAAGUCCUCGAGCAAAUGGAGCUUGGACAAAGCCCUGUGCCAGGGCAACUCGGAUAGGGUGAAAGAGUCAACACCGGAGCCUCAACAGCCCAAACUUGACCUCAGUUGGGACGAGUUCUCCAGCUAUGCCGGGAGCGAUGUGACUACGACGAGGGUAGUCGGUGUUCCUUUGGAGAGGGACCCGCACAUCGGACUGGGCAUCAACCUCCGGCCGGCGGCCAACUACGCCUCCCUUGUCGUGACACACAUCAAGCCCUAUGGACCUGCUGACAGGGAAGGGACGAUCAAAGUGGGUGACAGAGUUCUCGCCGUGGAUGGAAAACGGCUCGGCGGGCUCAGCCUGGCCGAGGCCCAGAGCCUUCUGACGCAGAGGAAUGGCUCAGGACAGUGUACCUGGCUUGUCAUAGAGUACGACGUCUCCGUCAUGAGCAACCUCCGUUCGACAGGGCCGCUCCUCAUCGAGAUCGAAUCCUCCGGGGAGCUGAUGAAGAACCAGAUAGGCCUGAGCCUCAUCGACUCAUCCAGCGGGGUCAUCGUCUCGAAGCUCAAGACGGCCAGCAUCGCGGAACGGUGCGGCGCAUUCCUCCCGGGAGAUCAGAUCCUCGCCGUGAAUGACGUCAGGGUCGAAAACUCGAAGCUGACUUCGACGAAUGUCGCCAAAAUCCUAGAAGAUUCCAAGUGUCCGGUCCUUCAGAUUGAAAUUUUACCUGUUGCGACCACUGAGACUGGAAUGCAGAGCCAGUACUCGGGAAGCCAGAGCCCCCAGUACACACGCCAAAACUACCAGGACAUCAAUGACAACCAGUACCACCAGUACCAGAACUUUGGGAAAGACGACUACCUCCAGACAGACAUCAAGAUCGAAUCCGGUCUGGUGAGCCUCCAGGCCCGACAAGGCGAGAUGUACGGUAUCAUAUUCCGUUCCGCGCCUUCUAAGAAAGGCGUUAUUGUUUGUUACAUCGAGCCAAAUAGCAUUGCCGAUAGGUCUGGAGUGCUCCAGGUCGGCGACAGAAUACUGAUGGCCAACGGAAGGCCAGUCGAGAGGCUGAACCGGCUCGAAGACCUCGGCACCACACUUCACCUCUCUGUACAGUUCGACGUCGAGGUAUGGAGGAGUCAGCCGAAGGAGAACAUCAAAAGGGUGAGACUGACUCGCUCCCUCGCCUCAGGCUUUGGCGUCACCAUCACAGAUUCUCCAGAAACUGGGAUUAUUGUAUCAGAAGUGAAGUGGGGCUCCGUGGCACACAGGUGUGGCAGGAUUUUCAUUGGUGACCGUCUCGUCAGGAUAGAUCAGACCAGGGUUACCGACAUAUCUGUAGCAAUGAGAGUUUUUAAGAGCUGCAAUGAAGAGGUCACUUUCUACCUAUGCCCUGGAGAUGGCAAUGUCGAUCUCGGUUAUUCAAGCCCGGGUUUGCCUUCUGUCGAUUCAGCCGUGGAAUCCUGGGACUCUAGCAUUGAGCCUAAUCUAUAUAAUGGAUAUGGCAACUCGGACUGGCGGAUGGAUAACAGGCAGAGCCUGACGACCCAGCAGUCGGAUGAUGAUGAGACCUGCUCGUCCAUUCGUCUCUCAGAGGGUGAUUUAGAACAGAGAAGGAUGAAAAUACCGCCUCCUCCGCCUUCGCCUCCCUGCCCUCUCCGGACCAACUACAACAUGAGGAAGAUCAAGCUUCCCGCCCAUUGGAGGGGGUCGAGCAUGAACGACACUGGCCUGGACGUCGAGAGCCACCACGUUGACAAGAGCCAGAGCGUGUCGUUCUCGACCUUCCGCAGGCCGGAGGCAGAAACAAAAAACAUCUUCCAGGUCACACUUUACAAGAGUUUGGUCUUUGACGAUUUCGGCUUCUCCGUUUCAGACGGCCUGUAUGAAAAGGGGGUCUUCAUUAAUACAAUAAAGCCUGGAAGCCCAGCUGACCUUGCCAACUCUCUUAAACCGUACGACAAGAUCAUCAAGGUGAACGACAUACCGACUCAUGAUUUGGACUGCUGCAUGACUGUCCCGCUGAUGGCUUCAGCGGGUAAGAAGCUGACUCUGACUGUGGCGAGACACCAAGGACCCAGGCCAAACCUUCCCAAGGAAUCGACAUGGGUCGAUGAGGUCGGCUUGGAAGCUCAGCCCGACCAGGACUUCAAGAAGACAGAAACACUAUGAAACUAUUUUCUACUUUAAAACUUUUUUCAUCUUUCCUUAUUAUUUUUUGUUUUAUAAGAUAAUAAAACUAAAUGGAAAGUGACUAGGCUAAAGAACCUACUUUUCUUUAUUUUCCUUUUUAGUUUGUACUUGAUUUUGGUUUAAAUAAACAUUAAGAAACAAAUAAAACA
This is a messenger RNA of Cimex lectularius (bed bug), 2505 nucleotides long. Its product is annotated as glutamate receptor-interacting protein 2-like. Lineage: Eukaryota; Metazoa; Arthropoda; Insecta; Hemiptera; Cimicidae. The coding region runs from base 128 to 2335 and encodes 735 amino acids. The record is from RefSeq and is a predicted model, not a curated record. Gene Ontology annotation, biological process: neurotransmitter receptor transport, endosome to postsynaptic membrane. Gene Ontology annotation, molecular function: protein binding. The transcript has 13 exons.